AUGGGUAAGGUGAAUGAGGCGCUGGAGGACGCUGAUGCUUCAAUAGCACUGGUGAGUACGUACGCUAAGGCUUUUUUUCGCAAGGCUCAGGCACUGGUAAAGCUUGGCCGCUUCAAGGAAGCAUUAGCAGUAUUGGACACGGCCAAAAAACUUGAACCUGGUAACAAAUCGACGACCACAUUGUUUGAUAAAGUUCAAGAAAUGGCCAGGGAGCAGACGCAGAUUCCGACUGCCCCUGUACCUAAAAAGGUGGUGACUCGCGUGGAAGUACCGCGGACCAGCCCACCUUCUGCAGCAGAACCAUCCACUACCAGUCACUCGUUCACUGAUGAUGAUGUUGAGUUUAGUGGCCACUUUCGUGGAUACAAAAAGUUGGCUGAUGGUCGAGUUACGACGUUCUUUAACAACGAACUCACUGAUGAGGCUAAACAGCUCAUUGGUGACAUCGCUCCGAAAAGGUUGGAAAACCCCAAUCAGGUGCAGAUUAAGAGCGUAGAUGGAGGAUCUGCUUGGAACCAGGGCAACACCUUUGAGGAAAAAGACAUGACGUCAUGGGCCAAGAGCAAGAUCAAGGAGGUUGUGUCUGGAGUUUCGGUGCCUUUUGGAAAUGGUCAGGAUGUCAUUACGUCGUUAGAAGUAUCAAAUUUAGAGGGGGAUGCAUCGAUUGCCGUUGUACGGGGUGCGAAGCGCUACAUUUUCGAUUUUACCUUUACACUGGCGUGCACAUUGAAGCAGGACAACACCUCAACAGCUGGCGAGCUCAGGUUUUUGGAUUUGAGCUCGGACUGCGAUGGCGACUACGAGGUUGAGGUGGUUGUGCCUUCACGUUACCAAACUGAAAGUGGUAAGGCGCUGCAUGCAGCGCUUAGCUCAUCAAGUUCGCCUUUCCGCAAAGCGCUUGCCGCAAGACUAGCUACCUUUGUACAAGAUUAUCACACGUUUUAA
Messenger RNA from Plasmopara halstedii, 945 nucleotides. RefSeq names its product hsp90-like protein. The coding region runs from base 1 to 945 and encodes 314 amino acids. The transcript has a single exon. Gene Ontology annotation, molecular function: protein-folding chaperone binding; ATPase activator activity. Gene Ontology annotation, cellular component: cytosol. The record is from RefSeq and is a predicted model, not a curated record. Lineage: Eukaryota; Oomycota; Peronosporomycetes; Peronosporales; Peronosporaceae. Gene Ontology annotation, biological process: positive regulation of ATP-dependent activity; protein folding.